Messenger RNA from Schistocerca serialis cubense, 3147 nucleotides. RefSeq names its product lamin Dm0-like. Lineage: Eukaryota; Metazoa; Arthropoda; Insecta; Orthoptera; Acrididae. The record is from RefSeq and is a predicted model, not a curated record. The transcript is spliced from 10 exons. Bases 133 to 1962 code for a protein of 609 amino acids.
UGUUCCGUACGGAGUGAUAAGUUCGGUACCAGUGAGCUUGUACUCCUUUGCUUGGUGUGGCCAUAUUAGCGUGGCGUAGUUGGGCGUUGCUGUCGGUGCACUUUGUGUUUUUAGUUGUUGAUCCGCUUAAACAUGGCUACAAAGUCUGUAAAGCGGACCACUAUAACUUCUACUGCAUCUUCUUCGAUCUCAUCGCCUCAACCUGGCACUUCUACCCCUACACCGGGGUCGGGCAGGCCGGGUAGUCCCUUAAGCCCGACCCGGUACAGCCGUUUGCAGGAAAAGGCAGAUCUCCAAAAUCUCAAUGAUCGGCUGGCAACUUACAUUGAUCGCGUGCGGCAGCUAGAGCAAGAAAAUAGCCUACUAACUCGAGAGAUACAGAGCAGUCAGGAAACUGUCACAAGAGAAGUUAAGAACUUAAAAUCAAUCUAUGAGCAAGAGUUGGCCGAAGCCAGGAAGAUGCUGGAUGAAACUGCAAGAGACAGGGCAAGACUCGAGAUAGAAGUAAAACGGCUGAAGGAUGACAACGAUGGCUUGAAAACGCAGUUAGAUCGCAAGUCGAAAGCAUUGGCGGCUGCUGAGAAGAAUCUACAACUCAAUGACAUGAGACUUAAUGACUUGUCCAACAAAUACAAGCAGGCAGAAAAUGAACGGCUGAAAGCUGUUGAAGAACUAAGGGAACUACAGAAAGAAUGUGAAGCUCUCCGUAAGCAAAUUGAAGAACACCGCAAACAUCUGGCAGAUGAAACAUUACUAAGAGUUGAUGCCGAGAACGCAUUGCAAACAUUGAAGGAACAACUUCAGUUCAAGGAGCAGGUAUUCGAUCAAGAAUUAUCAGAAGUGAGAACACGGCGUCAGAUUGAAAUAAGUGAAAUUGAUGGAAGACUCACACAGCAAUAUGAAGCUAAGCUUCAACAGUCUUUACAAGAACUAAGAGACCAGUAUGAGCAACAGAUGAAGCAGAAUCGUGACGAGAUUGAAAGCUUGUAUGAGAGCAAGGUGAAGAGCCUACAGAAUCAACUGCAACGCAACAGUGAUGCUUCGUUGAUGGCCGUAGAUGAGCUCAGGCAGUCACGCACAAGAAUUGAGGGCCUCAAUGGCAGGAUUGCUGAACUGGAGUCAGCUAAUGCAUCUCUUCUGAGACGUUUGCAUGAGCUUGAGAAACUGUUGGAUGACGAGAGACUUAAGUUUCAACUUGACCGUGAUGCAUUGGAAAAGGAACUACAAGCCUUGCGUGAUGAAAUGGCAAAUCAGUUGCAAGAAUAUCAAGACCUCAUGGACAUCAGAGUUGCUUUAGAUCUGGAGAUAGCUGCAUACAGGAAAUUAUUGGAAUCGGAAGAACAGAGGUUGAACAUAAGCCCAGGGCAGUCUCCCGCUUCUCCAGGGCGUGUGUCGAGAAGCACCCCACUGCGCAGAACUCCUGUGAGGGCACAAAAGCGCAAGCGCACUAUGCUGGAAGAAUCUGAGGAAGCCAGUCUUUCAGACUAUAAAGUUAAGAGCAGUGCAAAAGGUGAAGUGCACAUCACUGAAGUCUGCCCAGAUGGCAGAUUUGUCAGACUUCAGAAUAAAAGCGGAAAGGAAGUGAAUUUGAGUGGCUGGCAACUGAUAAGACGUGCAGGUGAUAAUGAAACAGUUUUCAAAUUUCACCGUAGUGUUAAAAUUGAGGGUGGUGCUACCAUCACUGUGUGGUCAUCAGAUGUAGGGCAGACACAUGAGCCACCGAAUAAUAUUGUGAUGAAAGGACAGAAGUGGUUUGUUGGGGAAAGUAUGACUACUACACUUUUGAACAACCAAGGAGAGGAAAUGGCAGUCAGUGAGCGCAAACGCCAAAUAUUGACCAGUUCAUCAUCCCAUCACAGGGAAAUCUCUUCUGGUUAUGGUCACCAUAGAACUUUUGAUGGUGAAGAACUAUAUCACCAGCAGGGUGAUCCGCAAGGAGAAGAUAGAUGCCGGAUAAUGUGAAGAUGGGAGCUGUGAAUGUCUAAAUUUAGAUAGAUCCCAUGAGAGAUGGAAAAUACCCUGCAAGAAGGGUGCAUUAGGUCUCUAAUUUUAUUUGGGAAAAAGGAAAUGUUUAUAAAAUGUAUGAAUUAACGGUUGGUGCUCUAGGGAUGUUUGGACUGACCUGGAUAAGCUUUUUUGUUUUGUGGGCUCUUGUGGUAAAGUAUAUGGGAGUGUGCUGGUGCCCAUGAUAGUCUGUGACUCCUUUAUGCCGGGUGUUCACACAAGUACAAAAUACUGUGCAUCAUCAUUCAUUUUCAUGAUAGUGCUGUCAAUACGUUUUUGAUGUUUUUUGUGUGUGUAGCAUAGAUUUUGUAUUGAAAUUGAAACAUAUUUAUAAGUAUUUGACUCAUAAGUAUCUUCAUUCCCCAUGGGAUAAUUUAUUAUACAGCACAGAAACUGUGCUGAUUACAUAUACUUCUGUAAUUUAUUUGCAUUGUUCCUUGCCCAGUAAUUUAAUAAUACGGAACUUAUUUUUGUACUGACUUAAAUGCUGUAGGCCUCCCUUAGGCUCUGUGAAUUGACAGUGGCUCAAGCUCAGUAUGAUGAUUUGAGCCGCCCUGCAGGCAGUCCAUAUCAUCCCCCAUAUUUCCUUCCAAGUGUAUAACAUCACCUAAACUUUCCAGUUUCAUUUCAUUUUAAUAUUUUAUUGUACUCAUUCUCAUUUCAUAUGUAACUUUGUUGUUAAUAUUUGUAGAACUUUUCUGAAAGUUCCAUACUUUUAAGAGUGAAGAUCAAAGUGCAAGUGAAGUUUUCAGCAUAUUUUAGUCACUUUGAUAAUAGACUACUUUUAAUGGUUUUUGAAUGUGCAGAAAACAUUGAUUUGGUGGUCAAUAGUUUACAAAAAGACGCUUCAGUUGUGCUGUACUAUUUGUAUACAUCCAUAACUUUUGUGUUUGGAUAAUAUUGUUUUGGAAAAGAUUUUAUAUCUAAAUAUCAAACAUUCCCUUGCACUUAUUAUAGUAAGAAUAUUAUAGUAUAAUGACACUUCUAUCUGCCUGAAAUGCUUCACGGGGAUGGAAUUGUGAUAAGAGAUAAUUAUUUGCAAACUUGAAAUGUUAACAAAGCCACAAUAUUCUUUAUACUAACAAUAUUUAACAGAUGCACGUUAAGGUGGAUUUAUAAUGAAAAAUAAAACUAUCACACCAA